Hippocampus comes (tiger tail seahorse) is the source of this 762-nucleotide messenger RNA. Its product is annotated as cuticle collagen 3A3-like. The transcript is spliced from 6 exons. Lineage: Eukaryota; Metazoa; Chordata; Actinopteri; Syngnathiformes; Syngnathidae. The record is from RefSeq and is a predicted model, not a curated record. The annotation marks the transcript as partial.
UGGCCGGCAAGUGAUUUAAGCUCUUCAUGACCGACUGUGAAACGACAGAAGAGAGACAGAAGCAGGACUCUCAACAACGCAAGGCCUGAGAGGGGUUUGAGGAGCAAAAUUGAGUGUGCGUGGUCAUCAUCAGCCACAAUGAGCAUUCUCAAGGUGUUCGCUGUUGCCCUUGUGCUGUUCGGAAACAGCUGUCUUUCUACGAAGAUAAAGAGGUCACCACAAGGUCCACCUUCAGGACCACCUGGUCCACCUUCAGGACCACCAGGGUUUCCAUUUUUUACACCAGGGGAACCUGGUAGGGGGCCACCAGGGCCACCAGGGCCAGAGGGUCCACAAGGACCACAGGGUCCACCAGGGUCAGAAGGUCCAACAGGUCCACCUGGACCAGAUGGUGAGCCAGGCUCUGAUGGUCCACCAGGACCACCUGGACCAGCAGGACCAUCUGGACCACCUGGACCACCAGGACCACCUAGUCCACCAGGGCUACCUGGACCACCAGGUCCUCCCGGGCCACCGCAACAAUAUCCAUACUGGCCUUUUUGGCCACAAGGGCUACGACAACCUUGGACCAUCUGGACCACCUGGACCACCAGGUCCUCCCGGGCCACCACAACAAUAUCCAUAUUGGCCUUUUUGGCCACCCGGGCUCCGACCACCUUGGCCACCAGCACCUUGGCCACCUAUGCAACCAGCACCUUGGCCACCUUGGCCACCAGCACCUUGGCCACCUAUGCAACCAGCACCUUGGCCACCUGGGAAAUC